AUGGCCGCCGGUGGAGCAGGAUGCGGGGACACGGCGGAGCAGUGCCGGGUCGAGGUGGAGCGCCUGACCCGGGAGCUGGCGGAGGCCAACCGCGAGAAGAUCCGGGCGGCGGAGUGCGGGCUGGUGGUCCUGGAGGAGAACCAGAGCCUCAAGCAGCAGUACGCCGACCUGGAGGCCGAGCAGGAGGCGCUGAGGUUGGAGCUGGAGCAGCUGCAGGAGGCAUUUGGCCAGGCCUACUCCACCCAGCGCAAGGUGGCAGAGGACGGGGAGACCAACGAGGAGAUGCUGCUGCAGGAGUCUGCCACCAAGGAGGCCUACUACAUGGGCCGCCUCCUGGAGCUCCAGUCAGAACUGAAGCACAGCCGGGCCUCUGUCUCCAACACCCAGGCUGACAAUGAACAUCUGAGCACCCUGCUGCAGGAGCUCAGGGAGAGUAAUGAGAUGUUGGAGCUGCAGCACAGCCGGAUGAGAGAGGAGAUCAGGGAAUACAAGUUACAAGAAUCGCGGUUGCUCCAGGACUACACUGAGCUGGAGGAGGAGAACAUCUCUCUGCAGAAACUGGUGUCAACAUUGAAACAGAAUCAGGUGGAGUAUGAAGGCCUAAAGCAUGAGAUCAAGGUCCUGGAGGAGGAGAAAGAGCUCCUCAACAGCCAGCUACAAGACGCGCUGCGUUUGAAGGACAUCUCAGACGCCCAGCUGGAGGAGGCUCUGGAGUCUCUGAAGAGUGAGCGUGAGCAGAAGAAACACCUGCGCAGGGAGCUGGUCCACCACCUCAGCAUGUGUGAUGUGGCCUACACCGGGAGUGCCCACCUGACAUUCACCUCUGCCCCGCCCAGUGGCGCCGCCACCCCAACCACUCUGCUCUCCCCAAACGCAGAGGAGCCAACAAGAUGUAACGGCCACCUCCAGGGCGGGACAGGAGCAGGCGGAGCUGCAGGGUCGGUGCCCAAGUCUAACGGAGAGUGCCGCGGGCCGGGUCGAAAAGCUGAGGGAGCGGCGGCGUCGGACCUCUUCAGUGAGAUGAACCUGACAGAGAUCCAGAAGCUCAAGCAGCACAUAAUGACAGUUGAACGUGAGAAAUCAGCACUGAUGACGAACCUGCAGGAAUCCCAGACUCAGCUCCAACACACCCAGGGGGCCCUGACCGAGCAGUAUGAAAAGACCCUCCGCCUUAGCCAGAAAGUCACUGCCCUCCGCCGCCUGUAUCGAAGGGCCAACCUCAGUCAGGAAGCCCCCGGCAGUGUCACCUCCCAGCUCAAUCCCGAGGCCCUGACGGAGCCAGGCAGAGAAGAGGAGGAGGCUGAAGAGGAAGGAGGGACUGAUGAGGAGAAGAGUGAGACACUGAACAAAAGUCAAGUAUUUUCAUACCAAACGCCGGGUCUGGAGAUCCUGCAGUGCAAGUACCGUGUGGCUGUGACAGAGGUGGUGGAGCUAAAGGCGGAGGUGAAAGUCCUCCGUGAGAGGCUGGCUCAGUGUGGGGAGGGAGCAGCGGAGGAGAAGCCCACACGAAAUGGUCAGCUCCAGAAGCUGGAGAGGCAGGUCGCCUCAUUGGAGAAGAGCUGCCGCGAGGGACGCAAGAAGGUUUCUAGUCUGGAGUUGGAGUUGCAGGCAGCUCAGUUGGCAUCCAAUGAGAGCCAGGGGGCAUUGAAUGCAGCUCAGGAUGAGCUGGUGACUCUGAGUGAGGAGCUUGCCCAGCUCUACCAUCACGUCUGUCUGUGCAACAAUGAGACGCCCAACCGUGUCAUGCUGGACUACUACAGACAAGGCAGAGGGCUCAGAGGCCUCAGUGCAUGUCUCAAAGCCAUGUCUUCAGACAACAGCAAAGUCCUCCUCACACCACGCCUUGCCAGGCGGCUGGCCGCUGUUGCUUCGACAACCUCAUCUCCUCGGGAGUCGCGGAGCUCCUCGGAGUCUCCAUCCAAAGAGCCCCUGUCUGUGGGGAAGGUGGAAGGACAGGAGAAAGACAGGGACAAGGAGGGCCCCCAGUUGCCACCUGAGCAGAGCCUACCGGCAUGCACACCUCCAACCCUGUCACCCAGUAUCAGUGCCUCUUCAUCAUCAUCAUCUUCAUCAUCGCCUGCCUUGGAGCCAGCCAGUGAGCUGCGCAAGGAGCCCAUGAACAUCUACAACCUCAACGCCAUUAUCAGAGACCAGGUGAAGCACCUCCAACGGGCAGUAGACGGGUGUCUGCAGCUGUCGAGACAGAGAACCGCGGCCAGGGAACUGGCCCCUCUGCUGGACAAGGACAAGGAGAGCUGCAUGGAGGAAAUCCUGAAGCUCAAGUCUCUGCUCAGCACCAAGAGGGAGCAGAUAGCCACUCUCAGACUGGUGCUCAAGGCUAACAAACAGACGGCAGAGGUGGCUCUGGCCAACCUUAAGAGUAAGUAUGAGGCAGAGAAGGCCAUGGUGACCGACACUAUGAUGAAGCUAAGGAACGAGCUGAAGGCACUAAAGGAGGACGCCGCCACUUUUUCCUCACUGCGAGCCAUGUUCGCUACCAGGUGUGACGAGUAUAUGACCCAGCUGGAUGAGAUGCAGAGACAGCUGGCUGCAGCCGAGGAUGAGAAGAAGACUCUGAACUCCCUCCUCCGGAUGGCCAUUCAGCAGAAACUGGCCCUCACCCAGCGCCUGGAGGACUUGGCUUUCGAUCAAGAGCAGACCCACCGCACCCGCGGGGCCAGGCUGACCCGCGGGAAGACCAGCACCCCCAAAGUAAGUCCCCUUCCUACUUCAAUUGUUCCUGAUGAUCCCACUGUGCCCCUUAGCUCGUCCAUGGUCAGUGCAGCUGCUGCAGCUCUGGCUUCAGCUCUUACUUCCCCUACCUCACACAUACCCCCUUGCAGUCCGUCAUCACCAGUGGUCACCUCACUGGCUGGCCCCCUAGCGUCAGAGAGCCCCCCAUCUCUGGAGGACCCCUCCACUUCCUCGGCGCGGACCCCACCCUCAACCCCUCUGAGGCUGGCUCACUCCCAGUGGACCCUGGGGGUGCGGACGUUUGUGGUUGACUCCCACAGUUUCAACGUCAACAUCUCCCCCGCUCUGCCCCGUAGCUUGGGCUUCUCCAGGCACCACACCCUAGACACACACACCUCUCUCCCAUCAGCCAACACCAUCAGGCCCACCCAGCCAGGAUCUGCCGCCUCCUCUACAUACCAGUCCCCUAUUAUGGGGCUUAGGCGCUCCACGUGGAGCCCCUCACCCCGAACUCGGCCCCUCUCUAGCCUGACGCGCUCGUCUGUCCUCUACACUCCUUCCUCGUCCUCCCCCUACUCCUCCUCCUCCCACUCUUCUUCUUCUUCCCACAGCUAUUCCUCUGCCUAUCACAACUCCUCUCCUGCUUUUACACCCUCUAGCUCCUACCUCACCUCUGGCACCUCCACCUCCUACAGCCACUCUACCCACUACAUGCCCCUGUACCCCAGAUACUACAGUUCUUACCGGCCACGGCACUGA
Molecule: messenger RNA, 3453 nt
Organism: Xiphias gladius (swordfish)
Lineage: Eukaryota; Metazoa; Chordata; Actinopteri; Istiophoriformes; Xiphiidae
Product: protein bicaudal D homolog 1-like
Exons: 12
Coding region: 1-3453 (1150 amino acids)
Biological process (GO): protein localization to organelle; positive regulation of receptor-mediated endocytosis; microtubule anchoring at microtubule organizing center
Cellular component (GO): Golgi apparatus; cytosol
Molecular function (GO): dynein intermediate chain binding; dynactin binding; cytoskeletal adaptor activity
Source: RefSeq, a predicted model, not a curated record